AUGGAAACGGCAAGAUCGUUGGUGUCGCCUUACACUCAGUACAUCGACGUGACGAACCUGUUAAUCCUGAACUCAUUGGGAGAGCAAAUCAAGCGCCCGGAAAUAAAUGCCAUUGCUUCGAUAUGUAACGAUUGCCAUGGUAGCAUAUGGAAAUUACUUGAUCCAGAAAUAAACACUAUACUCGAACUGGAUAUUAUCAGUGUUGCAGAAAAAUAUCAACGGCGAGGUAUUGCGCGAAAAAUGCUUGAGAAAUCUCAAUCACCGCAGAUGCUUCAGGAGAACAACAUCCAAGGAAUUGUCACCCAAGCAACAUCACUUGCCAAUCAAACAUUGCUACAAAAGCUAGGGCAUAAGGUUCUUAUGGAUGUGCCUUUCACACAUUAUGUUGAUGAAAGAGGUACACAGCUCAUCAGACCUCUUGACGGGACGCAAUUUGUGAAACUCUUUUGGAAACCUAAUCAGUUUUCUUAA
Messenger RNA from Cooperia oncophora, 471 nucleotides. The record is from the annotation of a GenBank genome assembly. Lineage: Eukaryota; Metazoa; Nematoda; Chromadorea; Rhabditida; Trichostrongylidae.